UUUUUAUUCCUAUCUUCUUUAAUAUACACUUAAAUCAUGCGAACUAACUAUGCUUGUCAUUUAUUAAAGAUGCCUACCUAGGCAAGUUCUUCACAGCCGGCCUUGCGGAAUGCGGUUAUGAUCCCUUAUCACACCUCUGACCGGGAAUUGCCUGACUAAGGGAAACUCAGGUUUGUAAAACCGAUUGUAGACAUGUCCCGCCAGUUUCUGUUCUUGGUAGUGAUAUAUGUAGGUAUGCAAGCUUUCUGCAGUUUGUGGGAACACACUGAACAUGUGAGCCACGAGUAUUCAUCUGAUCUUACCUGGUGCCUGUUGGGAAGUCCUGAACACGACCAACUAACCUACUUACCUAGAUACCUCGAACCGACCCUUUUAUGUGAUUCAUUACUUCUUCCUACAUUGAAAAUAAUUAGUCCUCCAACAGAAACUCACUGUUUAUUAUCAAGAUGGACUAGCGUAGUUAUUUUCAGUAAUUAGAAUAUUCUAUUAGUUUCGAU
Messenger RNA from Annulohypoxylon truncatum, 497 nucleotides. RefSeq lists its product as uncharacterized. The record is from RefSeq and is a predicted model, not a curated record. Lineage: Eukaryota; Fungi; Ascomycota; Sordariomycetes; Xylariales; Hypoxylaceae. The annotation marks the transcript as partial. The transcript has a single exon.